Messenger RNA from Oryza brachyantha (malo sina), 916 nucleotides. RefSeq names its product protein EARLY RESPONSIVE TO DEHYDRATION 15-like. The record is from RefSeq and is a predicted model, not a curated record. The transcript has 2 exons. Bases 100 to 585 code for a protein of 161 amino acids. NCBI's taxonomy places the organism in Eukaryota, Viridiplantae, Streptophyta, Magnoliopsida, Poales, Poaceae.
CGCACGCAGACGCAGCCCACCGGAGCCCGAAUCCGUCGCACGAGCACGAGAUAUUUCCCCCUUCCGCGCGUCGCCGCCAAGAAAGUGAUCAGAGGGAGGAUGAGCGCUAUGGCGAUGGCGUCGGCGUCGUCGCUGAACCCGAACGCGCCGCUGUACAUCCCGGCGGCGUACAGGCAGGUGGAGGACUUCUCGCCGGAGUGGUGGGAGCUCGUGAAGACCACGGCGUGGUUCCGGGACCACUGGUUCAGGCAGCACCAGAUGUACGAGGAGGCGGAGGAGCAGCAGCAGCAGCAGCAGCAGCACGACGUCGCCGCGCUCCUCCCCGACGACUCGCUCGACCUCCUCGACAUGGUCGACACCGACGACCUCUUCUACACCCCCGAGCCCCUCCACCACCACCACCACCACUACCACAAGGCGUUCGACGCCGGCGACGUGCUCAGGACGCUCAGCCUCAACUCCCCGACAGUCGCGCCGGCCCGCGGCGGGAUCAGGGAGCAGCAGCACCAGCACCAGCAGCCGAAGCCGGCGCAGUUCGCCGGCGCCAAGGCCGGCAACCGCCGCGUCAUCCACCAGCCUCGCUAGAGCCGACGCCAUGGUGAGUCAUGCUGAUGGGUGCACGGCUAAAGGAGCUGCCUUUCUGUGCUGCUGCUGCUGCUGCUGCCGCCGUCGUCUAGUGUAACCUUCGAGUUCUUUAGAGUUUAGCAUCCUGCUUUUCUUGUGUAUAAAACUGAAAAAAAGAUGAGGGGAAAAAACGCAUCCCUGGUUGUAGUGGCAGCUUCUGUCCAGGUGCAUCUAAAAUGUGUUAGAAAAAGCAAAAAUAGAGUGAUGUAGAAUCAUGUGUACUGUUACUACCCUUGUUAAUGUUGGAUAUGUAAUUAAGAUGGCAAGCAGUCUAAUGUUUAGAAUCUUUCAA